AUGGUGUUCACGCUGGUGGGAGCCUUCAAGGGCCUGUCCCUCGCCUCCUCCUCCUCCUUCCUCCGCGGCAACCGCGCCGCGCUCCCCGGCGGCACCACUGGUGGCGUGGGCGUGGCGACGGUGCCGGCACGCGAGCUGACCAUCCAGAUGGCGCACAAGAAGGGGGCCGCGAGCACCAAGAAUGGCAGGGACUCCAAGGGCCACCAGCGCCUCGGGGUCAAGAUUUAUGGCGACCAGCUUGCCAAGCCCGGCGCCAUUAUCAUCUGCCAGCGCGGCACCAAGGUCUCCCUCUCUGCCCCUGUCUAG
Triticum dicoccoides is the source of this 306-nucleotide messenger RNA. RefSeq names its product 50S ribosomal protein L27, chloroplastic-like. Bases 1 to 306 code for a protein of 101 amino acids. Gene Ontology annotation, molecular function: structural constituent of ribosome. Lineage: Eukaryota; Viridiplantae; Streptophyta; Magnoliopsida; Poales; Poaceae. Gene Ontology annotation, biological process: translation. The record is from RefSeq and is a predicted model, not a curated record. Gene Ontology annotation, cellular component: ribosome. The transcript is spliced from 2 exons.